Molecule: messenger RNA, 1492 nt
Organism: Cuscuta campestris
Lineage: Eukaryota; Viridiplantae; Streptophyta; Magnoliopsida; Solanales; Convolvulaceae
Source: the annotation of a GenBank genome assembly
CCCUAGCAAUCUCCUCCAGGAGGCAGGCAUAUAUGCACCUUUUUCCCGGCAGCAAUCAAGCGCACAUAUACCGCCAACGAAAUUUUCAACAGCACCUCGCGCAGCCUCGUCGCCGAACUUCCCGUCGACUACAGCAUCCCGCUGAUAGCAUUCCAACUUCAUUGCCGUCUGAUAGCCGGCGAGAAAGGCGACUGAUCUCGCCGCCUGAGAAUGUCGGCGGCCAAAUCGAAAGCUCCGAAAUUGAAUCGUCCGGGUGCGAGCUCUAGCUCGAAGAUCUGGUUCUUUUCGCUGCUCCUCACCAUCCAGUACGGCGUUCAGCCGCUCAUCUCCAAACGCUUUGUCAGCCGAAACGUGAUUGUGACAUCAUCUGUUUUAGCAUGUGAGGUAGUCAAGAUUACUAGUGCUUUUAUUAUCAUAGCAAAGCAAGGCAAUCUGAAGAAACUAUACAAAAAUUGGACUUUGGUUGGCUCGUUGACUGCCUCUGGACUACCUGCCGCUAUAUAUGCGCUUCAGAAUAGCUUGUUGCAGAUUUCAUACCGAAAUCUUGAUUCACUCACAUUUUCAAUCCUGAACCAAACAAAGCUGUUUUUCACUGCAUUGUUUACAUUUUUCAUAUUGAGGCAGAAGCAAUCUAUUCAACAAAUCGGGGCUCUUUUCUUGUUGAUCAUUGCAGCUGUCCUUUUAAGUAUUGGAGAAGGCUCCAGCAAUGCAUUUGCUUCUGUACUGUCUGGACUAGCUUCUGCAUUGUGUCAAUGGGCCUCUCAGGUCAAAAAACACAGUUCUUACAUGAUGACAAUAGAGAUGUCCAUAAUUGGAAGCCUUUGCAUGAUAGCUAGUUCUUUCAAGUCUCCAGAUGGAGAAGCUAUCAGACGUCAUGGAUUCUUCUAUGCAUGGACUCCAUUAACAUUGAUCCCUGUCACAAUCAAUGCAAUUGGUGGAAUUCUUGUUGGUCUUGUGACCUCCUAUGCUGGUGGUGUACGGAAGGGUUUUGUCAUGGUUUCUGCCCUUCUGGUGACUGCUCUACUGCAGUUCAUCUUUGAUGGCAAACCUCCUUCAGUGUACUGCCUCAUAGCACUUCCACUGGUCAUGACCAGCAUCUCUAUUUACCAAAAAUACCCCUACCGUCUCCAGAAGAAGGAAUUGUGAAUGUACAAAUAUCGUGGCUGCAGGGAAUUUCUUUGUGUACGUAUAUUGCCGUCACCAUACUUCAAAUGCUUCUGAAUUUACUAACACACAUAGAGAGCUUAGUGUUUCUAGCUCUGUCGUACAACCAAGCAAAGAUUUUACCUUUUACAAACCUGGGAACUGAUUGAUACUCCCAUUUAUCAAUGGUAAUUUUGUCUUUAUACCAACCUGUAAACUGGUGGUGAAUAAUCCAUUAGAGUAUAUGGUUACAGUUUGAUACAAGUACAUAUCUCUCUCAUUACAUGCAACAUACACACUCUAACUAUGCUUUUAUAAGGUUAGUAAUUUAUAAACGCUUUGUAUUGAG